CUGUCAUUUAGAUGUUGAUAUGUAAAGCAAAAUGGCAAAAAUCAACACCCAGCACUCCUACCCUGGUAUGCACAGACUGUCUGUCAGAACUACCGAUGAAGAUAUUGAAAGGAUUGAAAAUGGCUGUAUCAGAACCCAUUCGCUGUGUGAGGAUGCAUCUUCAGAACUGCAGAGAGUCAUUUCUGUGGAGGGAAGACAUCUAUCUGAGUCCCAGACGAGCUCAUUCACAGGCAGGGGAGCAAUGGCAAGGCUGUCACGAUUUGUUGUAUCUGUGAGGUCGUGGGCCACAAGACAUUUGCAGCAUGAAGACCAAAGACCUGAUUCUUUCCUAGAACGUAUCCAAGGGCCAGAGCUCAUAGAGGUGUCCAGUAGGCAAAGUAACAUCCGCUCCUUGCUGGGUAUCCGUGAGCGGCCUGGGGGAGCAAACAGUCACUGGCCCUUGGCCAGGUUUAAUGUCAACUAUAGCAACAACACCAACGAAGACAAAAAGGAAGAAAAGAAAGAUGUUAAAGAGGAGAAGAAAGAGGAAAAGAAGGAGGAAAAGAAAGAGGAAAAAAAAGAGGAAAAGAAAGAUGACAAAAAAGAUGACAAAAAAGAUGAUAAAAAAAAAGAAGAGAAGAAAAAAGAGAUCUUUGUGAUAGAUCCUUCAAGCAAUAUUUACUACAACUGGCUGACCAUAAUUGCAGCACCCGUGUUCUAUAACUGGUGUAUGAUAGUAUGCAGAGCCUGCUUUGAUGAGCUACAAGUUGACCAUAUUAAAUUGUGGCUGUUCUUGGAUUAUGGCUCUGAUAUCAUCUAUAUUCUUGACAUGUUUAUCAAAUUCAGGACAGGCUUCCUUGAACAAGGCUUGCUAGUUCAGGAUGAAAAGAAAUUACGAGAUCAUUAUACCAAAACUAUGCAGUUCAGGCUGGAUGUGCUGUCUCUUCUGCCAACAGACCUGGCAUAUUUGAAGUUUGGUUUGAACUACCCUGAACUGCGAUUUAACCGCUUGCUGAGGAUUUCUCGGCUUUUUGAGUUUUUUGACCGUACAGAAACCAGGACAAAUUAUCCAAACCUGUUCCGUAUUGGAAAUCUUGUCUUAUACAUUCUUAUCAUCAUCCACUGGAACGCGUGUAUAUACUUUGCAAUUUCGAAGCUGAUCGGAUUUGGAACCGACUCUUGGGUCUACCCCAAUGUGUCCAUUCCAGAGUACGGCCGCCUGUCUAGAAAGUACAUUUACAGUCUGUACUGGUCAACACUCACGCUGACAACCAUUGGAGAAACACCUCCCCCAGUGAAAGAUGAAGAGUAUCUCUUUGUGGUCAUUGACUUCCUCGUGGGUGUGCUGAUCUUCGCUACCAUUGUCGGUAACGUGGGCUCCAUGAUUUCCAACAUGAAUGCCUCCAGGGCAGAGUUCCAGGCCAAGGUCGAUUCCAUUAAACAGUACAUGCAUUUCCGAAAAGUGACUAAGGAUUUGGAAGCCAGGGUUAUUAAGUGGUUUGAUUACCUCUGGACCAACAAAAAAACAGUGGAUGAGAAGGAAGUUCUCAAAAAUCUGCCUGACAAGUUGAAGGCUGAAAUUGCCAUCAAUGUCCAUUUGGACACACUGAAGAAAGUGCGUAUAUUCCAGGAUUGUGAAGCUGGACUUCUCAUUGAGCUGGUGCUGAAACUGAAACCUACGGUCUUCAGUCCUGGGGACUACAUUUGCAAAAAGGGAGAUAUUGGGAGAGAAAUGUACAUUAUUAAAGAGGGAAAAUUGGCUGUGGUGGCGGAUGAUGGCAUAACCCAAUUUGUAGUCCUAAGCGAUGGCAGUUACUUUGGUGAAAUCAGCAUCCUAAACAUCAAAGGGAGCAAAUCUGGCAACAGGAGGACAGCCAACAUAAGGAGUAUUGGUUAUUCUGAUUUGUUCUGCUUGUCUAAAGAUGAUUUAAUGGAAGCCCUCACAGAAUAUCCAGAAGCCAAAAAGGCUCUGGAAGAGAAAGGGCGACAAAUUCUGAUGAAAGACAAUUUAAUAGAUGAGGAAGCAGCAAAAGCAGGAGCUGACCCAAAAGACUUGGAAGAAAAAGUAGUAAGACUUGAAACAGCUCUGGAUACACUGCAGACUAGGUUUGCUAGGCUCUUGGCAGAAUACACCUCAUCUCAACAAAAGCUGAAGCAGAGACUUGUCAGAGUAGAAACCCGAGUGAAAAAGUAUGGUAGUGGCACCUUAUCAGUUGGAGAAGCAGAGGCUGAAAAACCUGAGGAGGAGAAAAAGCAGUAAUGGAAUAUAUUUCCUCAUUUAAUGAAGAAGGGUGAAGCAUGCGAAAGCCAUAAAUGUGUGUAAAUACGUGUGUGCAUACGUAGACAUGUUUAUUUUUAUAUAAACUCAAGAGAAUGGUUUUUAGCAUUUUUAACUGAAGCAGUAUGUUCUUGUAAAUAGAACAUUUUCACCUUCUUAGGGGGAGAUUUUGGUCUGGCAUUUGGGUACUUUUUUAUAUUGGGAGUGGGUUUCUUACAAGUCAUGCUCAGAAUGUCUAUCAUGUAUGGUACAUGUAGGUCUUGAUACAUUGUCUCGUCCCACGCAUGUUGCGUUAAGAAGGCAUU
Molecule: messenger RNA, 2562 nt
Organism: Fulmarus glacialis (Northern fulmar)
Lineage: Eukaryota; Metazoa; Chordata; Aves; Procellariiformes; Procellariidae
Gene: CNGA3
Product: cyclic nucleotide gated channel alpha 3
Exons: 8
Coding region: 32-2239 (735 amino acids)
Biological process (GO): potassium ion transport; monoatomic cation transmembrane transport
Cellular component (GO): plasma membrane; intracellular cyclic nucleotide activated cation channel complex
Molecular function (GO): voltage-gated potassium channel activity; cGMP binding; protein-containing complex binding
Source: RefSeq, a predicted model, not a curated record